AUUAUAAAUCAGAUAAUGGAUGAAUGCAUUCCAAGUGAUCGAGCAAAUCGGGAUUUUUGUGUUAAGUUCCCAGAGGAGAUACGUCAUGACAAUCUGGCCGGCCAGCUUUGGUUUGGAGCAGAGUGUUUGUCUGCAGGUUCAAUUAUCAUGAAUCGUGAAAUAGAGAGCAUGGCCAUGAGGCCACUGGCCAAGGAUCUGACACGUAGCUUGGAAGAACUUAGAAACCUCAUUCGGGACCAAGCCUUAAGAGAUUUAAACAUUUAUACAGAAAAAAUGAAAGAGUCUCUCAAACACUUUGAUGUCCUAUUUGCUGAAUUUGAGUUGAGCUAUGUCUCAGCGAUGGUACCAGUAAAGUCGCCUAAAGAAUAUUAUGUACAACAGGAGGUAAUCGUGCUUUUUUGUGAAACAGUAGAGAGAGCUCUAAAGCUUGGAUACCUCACUCAAGACAUGAUCGAUGACUAUGAACCAGCAUUAAUGUUUACAAUUCCAAGAUUAGCCAUUGUCUGUGGGCUUGUAGUUUACUCUGAAGGACCUUUGAACCUGGACCGUAAGGCAGAAGAUAUGUCUGAGCUGUUUAGACCCUUCCACACUUUGCUAAGAAAAAUAAGAGAUUUACUGCAGACAUUAACUGAAGAUGAACUACACACACUUGAACGGAACCUUUGUAUAUCCCAAGAUGUGGAGUUCUCCGUAAGAACAGAUCCUGAAGUCCCCUCUGUUAUUGCACCCACUUUAGCUACAACCUUCCCUCCUGAGCAGCUUUCUGUCACAGCUGAAAAUACAGAAGCCGAAUUAGCCUGCUCAAUGCAAUAUGAUGAACAGGAACUGGAACAACUCAAUCAAAUGGUUCACAGGGUAGGAGAUGAAAUGUCAUCUCUCCUUUCACCACCCAGUGUAUGUCAGUCUCCAGCACAUAGAGCUGGUCUAAGAAACAGCUCCAGUACAGAGGCCUCACCAAGCAGGUCAAAUCUAGGGCAUUUAAAUGAUGAAGAAGACAGAGUCUUUUUUAUGGAUGACCUUGAUGGUGCAGGAGAAUCCCUUGCUAGGCCAGAGUCAACUGUUAGCACUCUGGUUUGGGUCAAUAACACUUGUCAGGAUCUGUCAAAGGAAAGGGACACUCCAAGUAUAGAUAAUGGGGAAGCAGGAGAUGCUUUACACACAAAAGAGAGAGAAAGUGAUUUGAGCAAUAACAAUAAUAUUGAAGAUUGCAAAAUGCAGAAAACAGGACUCUCUGUCCAAAAUUCUUGCAGUUGUUUAGAUUCACAAUUAUACCUCAAUGGCUGGGAUGUGAAUACUGAAGAUGCAGAGACAGCAGAAAUGAUAGCCCAUCGGACUGGUGGAAUGAAGAUAUCUGCUACUGUGAUAUUUAAUCCUAAAUCUCCUACUUCUUCUGAUUCUCCUUUAACUACACCGGAAGUACCAAGUGAUUCUGUUCCUAUUUCCAACUCAAGAGCUGACGAAGAGGAAAAUGAGUCCCAUCAGCUUGGCAUUGCUGCCACAAAUUGUCUCAUUAACUCCUGUGUGUGUUGUGGUAGUUGUGAAGACAACCGGGAGGAUACUUUAGAAAGUUUAAAGACUAAGUGUACUCCAGGAAAAGUUAUAAAUGCCUCUUAUAGUCUAGUCAAGUCUAAAGAAAAGGAUCACAUAGAUAAGUCAGAUAAUGCCGCAUCCUCUCCAGAGACUCCAAAAACUGAAACUCUUCCUUCAGAAAGAGACUGUGAUAAACAAGAACCUCAACUCUCUCAUUCCUCCAAGUGCCUGGUGCAGAACUCAGGUUCCCAAGUGGGAAGUGAUGAGGGGUCACAAGUUGAAGGGGAUGUGUCAGGUCAACAGAAGCAGCAUGAAAAUAGAAGACAGCCAAGUGAGAAGCAGUCAGAGACCAGAAAGCAAAGUAGAAGCAAAAGGACAGGCAAAGAAGGAGGAAAAGCAAGGUCUAGUUCCAGCAGCAUCAGGUCAAGCUCCAUUUCGUCAGACGGCUCUGACCAGGAGCAGAUCCAGCUUGCCUUACAGGCAGCAAAAAGGGCAACAAGGGAAAAAAUCAGAUCCAGAUUUCACAGCAGCAGUGACCUAAUCCACCGACUCUUCGUCUGCAUAUCAGGCGUUGCUGAUCAGCUACAAACAAAUUAUGCAAGUGACUUACGAAGUAUUCUUAAGACCUUAUUUGAAGUUAUGGCAACUAAGCCAGACACAGAAGAUGGGGAAAAAUUAAAGAAAGUAAAUCAGAAUUUAAGAAGUGCUGCUCUGGAGGACUGUGCCCUUUGCCAGGAAACAAUCUCCUCUUCUGAACUUGCAGCAAAAGCAAGAGAUGGAGAUUUUGAAGAUCCUCCUGAAUGGGUACCGGAUGAAGCCUGCAGCUACUGCACAGCAUGCAAAGCGCCUUUCACUGUCAUUCGGAGGAAGCACCAUUGUAGGAGCUGUGGCAAGAUUUUCUGCUCCCGCUGUUCUUCCCAUUCUGCACCGUUACCUCGUUAUGGUCAGAUGAAACCUGUCCGUGUUUGCACUCACUGUUACAUGUUCCAUGUCACGCCUUUUUACAGUGACAAAGCUGGAAUUUGACAUAUUAAACUAGUGAUCUAUUUAAUGGAGUCAUACAUGGACUAAAAUUCUAUGUGCUUAAGCCAAGAAUUAACUGCAAAGA
Gracilinanus agilis (Agile Gracile Mouse Opossum) is the source of this 2638-nucleotide messenger RNA. It is a transcript of the gene ZFYVE28, whose product is annotated as zinc finger FYVE-type containing 28. Gene Ontology annotation, biological process: negative regulation of epidermal growth factor-activated receptor activity. Gene Ontology annotation, cellular component: early endosome membrane. The coding region runs from base 16 to 2556 and encodes 846 amino acids. Gene Ontology annotation, molecular function: metal ion binding. The record is from RefSeq and is a predicted model, not a curated record. The transcript has 11 exons. Lineage: Eukaryota; Metazoa; Chordata; Mammalia; Didelphimorphia; Didelphidae.